This is a messenger RNA of Physella acuta, 3722 nucleotides long. RefSeq names its product mitoguardin. Gene Ontology annotation, biological process: mitochondrial fusion. The record is from RefSeq and is a predicted model, not a curated record. Lineage: Eukaryota; Metazoa; Mollusca; Gastropoda; Physidae.
GUGAAAGGUCACGACUGGAGUAAACCAUGGAUGCGGUAUGUAAUCAAGUGCUUGUAUCAAAAACGUGACAGAGUCGUCGGACAAUAUAGACUCCACAUUUUCAAAGAAAGCCGUUCGUGGUUGGAAGGAUUAUAGAUCUAGAUCUAAUUGGCCACAAGGGUUAAGUGAAGAUGGAUUCAAGUAUCUUCAGCAUCCAAUCAAACUGACAAGCUUCAUUCUGUUGAAGAUGCUAGCAUUCAACACCUUAGUUGUGUAUAUUACAAAGUAAUAUGUCUGCCAUGUAUAAAAGCUUGUCCAGUAUCAAGCAGUCCAUCCCCUUAGAAAUAUCCAAACUAUCACACUUGCCUAGGCCAGUCAAAUGGACUGCGUUGAGUUUAACCCUAGGCAUAGCCUUGAUUGGUACAUUAGCAAUGUUUUUUAGGAAGCGUAGAAAACGUACUCAGAUGAUUCAGAAAAAACUCGAGGCUAAAAAUCAGCAACGCAAACAGAACACAUUAGCCAAUCACACAUCCCACACAGAAAGCAACCAUGUGAACAAAGCCCAAACUUCUGGUGGAGCAUCAGCGCUGAAUAGGUCGACCUUGUCUUUCAGAAAGUUGAGAAGCUCACACCUGACCAAAACUCAAACACCUAAUGGAGAUGCCAAAACAAAACUGGUUUCAAGCAGUGUGGAUGGCAGCAACUGUGGCAGUGGAGAUGUGGGCAACUUGUUGAGGCAGAGGGCGCUGUCAGCAUCCAUGAACAGCCUGGGGGGCGUGUCCAACAACUCGAGCUCCUCCACCAUCACACACUCAGGACUGGACACAGCCAACAUGACCAGUGCUGAUUUAUGCCAGCUAGGUAUGGAGAAUCUCUCUUUAGCUAUUUCGUAUUGGGAGGAUGCAGUGAUGAAGUUGUCCUAUCUAGAUGAUCAGCAGGGUCAGCAUUCUGUCUUAGCAAUACCAGACGAAGACACAGCAAACCUCCAACACAGACUAGAAAAUCUGUUGGACCUGGCCUACCGCAUGCAAGACAACUACGAGCGUCUCUGUGAACGUCAGGUUGAAUCCAUCGCACUAGAAUCUGCGCUGGCUGUGCUAACAGAGAGGGACAGGGACCGCAGCUUUGAUGAGGACUCUAGUGACCAGGAGUCUUUUGUCUCGGCCACUGAUAUGGCCCACCUAACAGAUCUAGAUUUCAAUCGUGAUAUAUUACAUCACGUGCCGCUGUACGAAGCUGGGAUGCUAGAGUUGAAGUAUGGGAAUGUUCCAUGUCGGACAAUCAGACCAGAAAUGGUUCAGUGUCUCUCAGAUGUUGAGUUUUUGGCUAAACUUCAUGGCAUUCGUUUGGCCUUCCAGUGCAUCUUUCAAGAGGAAGGUAAAAAAGAUUGGUUCAAGGCCAUGGGUAAAAAGUUGGUUGGUGACCUCAUGAUCAAGGCCGACAAGGAUGUGGAAGAGUUCUACACCAGCUAUGAUAAAAUGAUGCAGUUCGUCAGUGUAGACUCCAACUGGCAGAUGAUUGAGGAGGAGCUUAGAGGAAGAGGGGUUCGGGUGAUGUCGUUUUAUGACAUAGUCCUGGAUUUUAUUCUAAUGGAUGCGUUUGAUGAUUUAGCCAACCCUCCGUCUACUGUGCUAACUGUUGUCCAGAACCGCUGGCUGUCUAAUGGUUUCAAGGAAACUGCUUUAGCCACUGCUGUAUGGUCAGUCUUGAAGGCAAAGCGGAGUUUGUUGAAGUUCAACGAUGGUUUUAUUGCUCACUUUUACUCCAUCUCUGAACACACAAGUCCUAUGUUAGCCUGGGGAUUUUUAGGGCCAGACUCAGAACUCAAGGAGAUGUGCAACUACUUCAAGAAUCUGGUGCUGGGGUUUAUCCGAGAUAUCUUCAGCUUUGACAAAGUUCGCUACACAACAGUGGAGAGUCUGGCGGAGGACAUCCUGCGGCUGGCGGAGCAGCAGAGCGAGACGGCAGCGGAGCGGCUCAAGUCUGGCAGUCCUGACCUGACACCUGUGGCGUCAUACUGCUGACAGUAGCACCUGAGUGGGUGCACCUGUAGCAGUAAUAUUGAUUGGGUACACCUGUAAUAUGGGCUGAUUGGUACACCUAUAGCAUUGAUUGGGUACACCUGUAAUAUGGGCUGAAUGAUUGGGUACACCUGUAACUUUGGUCAAUUUAUAGGAUAUAAUGAUACAAUAGAUUUUCUGUAGAUAAGUAGCAUAUUCUAGUGUAUUUAAAUGACAUGAAGGUUGUUGAGUUUUGAUGGAAGGCAGCCAACAUUUGAUUAGACUCUGACCAGGUUGAAUCACUUUGUUUACAAACUUGAAGACACAUCACAAACUUGAAGACACAUCACAAACUUGAAGACACAUCACAAACUUGAAGACACAUCACAAACUUGAAGACACAUCACAAACUUGAAGACACAUCACAAACUUGAAGACACAUCACAAACUUGAAGACACAUUACAAACUUGAAGACACAUCACAAACUUGAAGACACAUUACAAACUGUUUUAAUGUUGACUUAUGGACCAGCUGUUUUUUAUCUUGGUACCAAGGUUAGAGUGAAGUUAGUGCUAUCUCAAGCUGGCUCCAUGUGUGCCCUAUGUUGUAGUCAUUGACCACUGUCUUGACCACUUGUUCUUGUACUACUGGACUCAUCCUGUUAGACAGGAUCUUUGUAUUGCAUGCUGUAGGCUGUAGCAGUUGGUCCAAACUAAGAUGUUAGAGCAAAUACAAUUUGUUGUGUCACAGCCCAUGGAUGUGUAUCACUUCAGGUCACAGCCCAUGGAUGUGUAUCACUUCAGGGUUGCUGGAUUUGUCACAUUUUGAAUGCAUUGAUCCAGAUUUUUGGACCUAGAUAAGUAGUACCUGCUGACUCAUGGCACUUGAGUGUGUAGCUACUGUUAACAAUGAUAGGCUCAUGGCACUUGAGUGUGUAGCUACUGUUAACAAUGAUAGGCUUAUGUUUUAUCUGAUAGAUAUUGGUGGAACUUGUGAUAGACGUACUUGAUGGGACUGAUUGGCUCAUGAGUUAUGGGAUUCACAUAGGAAAUUGUAGCCACAUAAUGUGCUUUUGAAAAUAUUGGUGUCCAUUUUUAAAGCUGUGAACCACGUUGAUGUGUGAUGUGAAUGACAUACACACUGAUGUGAAUGACAUUCACGCUGCUGUGAAAAAUUUGGUUGUGUUCAAAUAUUUUGUUUUAAUAGUCAGUGUCAAAUAUUUAGGUGAAAUCCUGCUUGAAGUUUGUUCAUCAAAGUGACACCACACAGGACAUCAAGACAGCGCUACUGGUGUUGGUGACACCACACAAGACAGCCCUACUGGUGUUGGUGUCACCAUGUAUCACAGUGUUUUUAUUUCCCCUGUUACUUGUUGUUUUAUGUACAAACAUUUUAACUAUAACAAAUGAGAGCACAAUUUUUAUAGAGAGUAUUUAAAAAGUUGGUUUUAAGAAAUGUAUAGUCAUCCUCAUUCAUGAUGUGGUCCAUGUUCUGUGGACAUAGAUUGUCAUUGAUAUCUUCUUACUUAUUUCACCAAUUCAUAUUUUGCUGUUACAUUUAUCAUAUGCCAAAGUUUAAAAAUCUGAUCAAAAACUAUUCAAUGUAAUUGUUAUUUCAAUGUUUUGAAGUUUUUCUGAUGUAAAUUUUGCUUCUGAUUGUAGCAUUAGAUAUGAACAAUUUUAAUAAAGUAGAACACAGUUGUAUUCUAUUCAUUUUUCUCUGCUAUUCAAAUAAAAUGUCUC